Messenger RNA from Trachemys scripta elegans, 1432 nucleotides. RefSeq lists its product as uncharacterized. The record is from RefSeq and is a predicted model, not a curated record. Gene Ontology annotation, biological process: DNA replication, removal of RNA primer. Gene Ontology annotation, molecular function: nucleic acid binding; RNA-DNA hybrid ribonuclease activity. NCBI's taxonomy places the organism in Eukaryota, Metazoa, Chordata, Testudines, Emydidae. The transcript has 4 exons. Bases 158 to 1432 code for a protein of 424 amino acids.
UGCCUGGAAACGUCCUGUGGCAUACCUUUCUAAACAACUGGAUCAAGUUUCAAAGGGAUGGCCAGCCUGUUUGAGGGCGGUCGCAACUACUGCUCUAGUGCUUGGGGAAGCUGAAAAACUGACACUGGGAGGAACUGUGCAAGUGUAUGUUCCCCAUAUGGUCCGAGCCUUGCUGGACACUAAGGGUGGUCUUUGGCUCACACAGGCUCGGGUUGCUUGGUACCAGGUGAAGCUGUUAGAGAAUCCUGAAGUCACCCUGCAGACCUGUCCCUCCCUUAAUCCAGCUACACUGCUACCAGAGACAGAAAAGCAGGAACAUGACUGUCUAGAAAUCAUAGAUGUUCAGUAUUCUAGCCGCCCAGAUCUAAAAGAUCAGCCGCUCCCAAAUGCUGACUUGGAAUGGUAUACGGAUGGCAGUAGUACUGUUGUGGAUGGGCAAAGGAGGGCUGGUUAUGCUAUUGUGUCUCUUCAUGAUACCGUGGAAGCUGAGAGUUUACCGGCAGGAACAUCUGCCCAGCUUGCUGAACUAGUGGCCCUGACUCGUGCACUCGAGCUGGCAAAAGACAAACGGGUUAAUAUCUUUACUGACUCAAAGUAUGCUUUUGGGGUAUUGCAUGCUCACGCUGGUUUGUGGAAGCAAAGGGGAAUGCUAACAGCCCAAGGCUCCCCGGUCAAGCAUGGGUCUCAAAUUCUCCGGCUUUUAGAAGCAGUACAACUCCCAUCAGCAGUAGCAGUGGUGCAUUGCAAAGCCCAUCAAAGGGAAGAUCAAGAUGUAACCAAGGGUAAUGCCAGAGCAGACAGGGAAGCUAAGCGAGCUGCUACCCUGAAAUCAGCAACUGAGGAGAAUGCCCAAAUGCAUGCCCUCAUCCCAUCAGUAGGUGAGCUUGCAGCCCCUCAGUACUCCCAAGAGGACAGAAACCUGGCUGACAGUCUCGGUCUCCAGGAAAAAGAGGGAUGGCUUUAUUCCACAGAGGGAAAAAUCCUCCUGCCCAAGGGCUUGAUUCGACCAGUGUUGCAGAAACUGCAUCAGACCACACACGCAGAAAGGAAUCUCUUCCUAGAGGCAACCCGCUUGGAGGAGAGGAGAGAAGAGAAGCGCUUGGAAAUGGCGCACUUGGAAUCAGAGGAGAGAAGAGAGGGGAAGUGCUUGGAAAUGAAGCGCUUGGAGUUGGAAGCAGAGGCAAAGUACUUAGAAGCAGAGGCGGAAAUGCAGGCGAAGCGCUUGGAGGAGGAGUUAGAGCUGAAGCGCUUAGAGCUGGAAAGGGCUAAGCUGGGUCCACCAGAAACCAAGGUUCUCCAGUUUACAAUCCAGGAGAAAGAUGACUCUGAGUGGCCUGAAGGAGUUUACUAUGAAGGAAAAAGCAACGGUGGUGUGGAAGAGAUUGAGGGGCAGAACACCUGGAACACCUCCAAGCUGUCUUCCAGCUCAUAA